Messenger RNA from Drosophila kikkawai, 2244 nucleotides. Lineage: Eukaryota; Metazoa; Arthropoda; Insecta; Diptera; Drosophilidae. The record is from RefSeq and is a predicted model, not a curated record.
AUGGAGCCCAUCACAAUCGACUCCAGCGACGACGAGAGCACGGCUCCCGAUGGAGCUUACGACAGGCCAACGACCGGCCGCGACCCCCGGCUACGCCCUGGCACAUACUACGCCGGCAGACCCACAAGAGCCUGCCCAACCGGGAUCCGACAGACUCGAGGCCCUACCCGAGCCCCGUCGCCCCCGAUGCAGCCAACUACGGCCAGAGCGCCACCGCGCCGGGCCACGCCGCACCCGAUGUCCGAGUCUUCGGACGAGUCUCCUUCAGCCUCGCCAACACGGCGCGCCGCGCCACCAACGCCUUCACUACCCUCGGGCCGCUCCCGAGCCCCGUCGCCCCCGAUGCAGCCAACUACGGCCAGAGCGCCACCGCGCCGGGCCACGCCGCACCCGAUGUCCGAGUCUUCGGACGAGUCCCCCUCAACAUCGCCACCACGGCGCGCCGCGCCACCAACGCCUCCACGACCCUCGAGCCGCUCGACCUCCCCGUACUACACGGACAGGACUGGACGCAGGAUCCCCUGCUCUCAAGCUCCGCCGUCGGGACCCUACCAAGGUUAUCCCAACCCGGAUGCGCCGGGCCACUCCCGGUGGUUCUACAACCCGGGCCCGCCAAAUCCGGACGCGCCGGGUCACUCGCGUUGGUUCUACAACCCGGGCCCCGCUCCAGGAUACCCAGACCCGACCGCUGCUGCCCCACCCCCUGAAGGGCGUUACAGCAAUUGCAGCCCUCGCCAGCAGGACCCGGGGUCAGAUGAGGACGACGACGAGGAGGGAGACUCUCGAUCCCCCAGUCCGGCUGCCCCGGCACACGACGAGGACUACGUGCUGGAGGACGUCACCGACAGCGACGCCACCCCUCCGUACCCCGGAUACCACGGGGAGGAAGCCAGUGAGCAGGACGAUGACGACGCGCAAACAAUCAGCAGCGACAGCGAGCCAGACGAUGGUGCCCCCUCGGCAGCCCACUAUCAAUGGGAAGGAGAGGAACGGUACGGGUUCUGGCGGGGAUCGUGGAUCCAGCUAAUCCACGCCCGUUACACCUCCACCCUCAUCGAGGCACCCUUCCGGCCGACUCCUGACCCAAUCAUCACCUUUCCCCCGUCACCGGAGAGGCUGUGUAUAAUGGCCCCGGACGAGGACUGGGAGAUGGACAUGGGGAACACACCCGAGGUCCGUCCGCCGUCGCCAGCACUGGGGGAAGAUGCGGCCCUACCCAUCUUCCCCGGCGACCGGGCAGGUGACAACGCGCCAUUGACGUCAACGAACAAACAAGCGCUCCACAUCAACCAGACAUACGACGACGCACCAUUGGCGUCCACGAGCCAACAAGCGCUCCGCAACCAGACAUACGACGACGCACCAUUGGCAUCCACGAGCCAACAAGCGCUCCGCAACCAGACAUACGACGACACACCGCUAGCAUCCUCGAGCCAAGGCUCGAUCCCCACCGCCAGCGAGACCACCGAGCAGGGCUACCAGCCCACCGGGAAGGCUAUGCAGUGGGAGUCGGAGUCCAGUGAUAGCGAAACCGAGACGGGACAGAAGUUCCGCCGCAAAGAGGCGCAACCACGACCACCGCCGAACAUUGCUGUGCCAAACCAUCGAUCCUCGGCCCACCGCCGCGGGAUAGCCACCGCAAGGAACGCGCCGCCCAACGCUGCCGAGACCAACCGCCGAGCAGCAAACCAUAGCCGCUCAACUACCCACGAGGAGGUCACUCCCCCAGCCACCCCACGUGUCGGUUUCGGAGAUCGCGGGUUCGAUCUCUCUCCGGGCACGAUGGAUAUACUCAUGGAGGAGCUCGAGCCGGGUGUAGAAGGUCUGCUACAGGAGUUAAUCCCAGACUGGGACCCGAAGGCACCUUCGACAGCGCCAGUCCCUGCGGCCACCACCGCCGACGAGGUUCCACCUCCAGCUCCGCAUUUCCCGCGCCCAGUCCCUGCGGCCACCACCACCGACGAGGUUCCACAUCCGGCGCCACGCUUUGCUCGUCGAGCCCAUACGGAAGAUGACUUCACCACCGACGACCCAGCGCCUGAGCGAGUCGCCAUACCAGCCGCCUGGUGGACUAACACGCACGACCAACGAGUUCCACUGGCGGUUUGGCAGGCGAUAGAGCGCCGGAGCCAUGCCGCACAGUACUCCCGUCAGCGCUUCCGCGUCCGCACGCAGGAAGGCCCAUAUCAGGUCACCAUGAAAACGACAGGAGAGGUCCAGAUCCGUUUCGGCCGGGCGGAGUAA